CUGAGCUGAUGCCUGAUCAAAAAAUACUGUAGACUUGUACGGUUUUAAAUAGACCGGUCGUCGAUUAAUUAAUAUAUAUAUAUGUAGAAAUUAUGUAAGUGUUUAUGUGGUCUCUAAGACCUCCAUGGAUCCGGUGUGACAGAGAUGGACCGGCUCCAGUGUGAGGUGAUCCGUGUUGUUUGAUUCGGCCCUAGUUGUCAAACGAGCCUCCAUUAAAAAAACAUGAACGAAGUGGAUUUUCUUCAUCGGAACAAGACUCAGAAUCUGCUUUUAGAGAAGAGAGUGAAGAUGAAAGUUCUCGGUGUCCAUCAGCAGAAGGAUGCUGUUCCAAACCAAACAUCUGAUGACCGCCAGCUGCUGGAGGUUAAAGAAGAAGAAGAGGUUCCACAUCUGUGGAGUUCCAGUCUGGACCAACAGGACCCAGAGCUCCUCAUCAUUAAGAAGGAAGAAGAGGAACUGUGGAGUAGUGACGAAGGAGAGGAGUGUCCUGCGAAGACACACGAUGAAGAGAGAUCCCAGUUAUUCCAGUUCCAUCAGAUCAAAACUGAAGUCGACAGAGAGACAGAACCUCCGACCAGCAGCUCAGCUGAACAGAUAAAAACAGAAACUGAUGGAGAGGACUGUGGAGGACCAGCAGGACCCCAAGCUGAAUGGAAGUCAGCAUUACCUGCAGAUGUUCUGCAGGUGGUGAUUAAAGAAGAGGUUCCUUUUGAGUGGAGUUCCAGUCUGGAUCAGCAGGACCCAGAACCUUUCCACAUAAAUAAGGACGAGGACAACCUGUGGAGCUGUCAGGAUGAAGAGCACCUUCAUGUGCAGGACAUCACCAGGUUCCCGUACAACAAAUACGAUGAAGAUAAAAUGGAGUCCUCACAGUUUUAUCAAAUCAAAACUGAAGACAAUGAAGAGAACGAACCUUCAACCAGCAGAAUAAUAGAAUACAUCAAAACAGAAACUGAUGAGGAGGACUACGUAGAACCAGAACUAGGCAGAAAACCAGAUCUGAGUAUUAACUUGAAACACAUAAUUUAUGAAAAAACUUCAGUUGAAAUCAGUAAUGGGGAAUGGCAGGAACCUAUGUCAGAUUCCGGACCUGAAACUGAAUUUAUUCUAGAUUCUGAGAAAACAGUCCCCACCAGAGCAAAGCCAUUUCACUGUGAUCUUUGUGGGAAAGGUUUCAGGCGUCGAUAUCUGCUCACAAAACAUGCAACGGUUCACACGAGAGAGAAACCGUAUGUUUGUGGGUUUUGCAGUAAAAGAUUUUCACAACAAGGUAAUUUACAGAGACACAUGAGUUUUCACACAGGAGAGAACCCCUUUGGUUGUGAUGUUUGUGGCUAUAGAUUUAACAAAGAAAUGGAUCUUACAAAACACAUGCGGGUCCAUACGACGGAGUAUCCAUGUGAGAUUUGUGGUAAAUGUUUAAAGUAUCCAAGCGACCUUACGAAGCACAUGAAAGUUCAUACGGUAGAAGCAACUUUUCAUUGUGAUGUUUGCGGUAAAAGCUUCAAAUAUAAAUCUAAUCUCCGAAAACACACGAGAGUUCACACGGGAGAGGCACCAUUUCAGUGUGAAGUUUGUGGGAAAAGCUUUAAAUAUAAGUGUGAUCUCAGAAAACAUACAGGAGUUCAUACUGGAGAGACACCAUUUCAGUGUGAUGUUUGUAAGAAAAGGUUUAGGUGUCAGUAUAAUCUUAAAAAGCAUCAAAGUCUCCACACACAAGGACAAACAACCGGGAAGUGAAGAUGUAAAAAAAUAAAAAGUUUAACAGUGAAGACAUGAUGGUUCAAACUGCAGGGAAUCAAAUUCAUGUUUCAACACGCAUGAAGAGUCCAAACAUGGGAGAGACCAUUUAUUUAUCUAGAAAUUCUGAAAACCCACGAGAUAGAUUACACUGAACAGGAACAGGAAGUGAACAUAUAUGGAUACUUAGAAUUGCGUUGUAAAAUGUUUUAACCAGCACUGAUAGAUCACCUUGCAGCGGCAGCUUUAGGCUGUUUGACAGCGCUUCACCUGUAUAGACAACAGCAGAUGUCUUUUAGUCUUAGAAAUCAGAAACAGAAUUAGCUAAAUUUAAUGUUUGGCAUUGUGGGUAACCACAUAUGAAAAAGGCCUGGAGUGGAUUAGGAAAAUAUUGGAUUUGGCACGUUCAGACUGUCAUUACAAAAUCAGAUUUGAGCCGCUUUUCCUUUCAGUGUGAACAUAGCCGAAGAUAUAUCCUGAUGCAUGCUCAUUAAUCCAGGUAGAAAAAUUUAAAAAAGUUAG
Messenger RNA from Nematolebias whitei (Rio pearlfish), 2262 nucleotides. Its product is annotated as gastrula zinc finger protein XlCGF57.1. The record is from RefSeq and is a predicted model, not a curated record. Bases 223 to 1740 code for a protein of 505 amino acids. The transcript has 3 exons. NCBI's taxonomy places the organism in Eukaryota, Metazoa, Chordata, Actinopteri, Cyprinodontiformes, Rivulidae.